Messenger RNA from Durusdinium trenchii, 369 nucleotides. The record is from the annotation of a GenBank genome assembly. NCBI's taxonomy places the organism in Eukaryota, Dinophyceae, Suessiales, Symbiodiniaceae.
AUGCACGCGGCACGCGUGGUGGAGGUGUCUCAAAUCCGCGAGGAGCAGGAGAAAGGCGCUUCCGCCACAUAUGAGAAGAAGAUGAUCCUGCCAGAGGAGGCCUUGAAUGGUUUUGAAUCCAUGAGCUUCAAUUUCAUGGUCACAGCUGCUGGUUCCAUGCAUGUGCGGCUCCCUGGCCACGAGGAGGACCUGGCGGUCGCCUUCGGCAUUCCGAAGGACGUGGAGAUCUUCGUGGUGGCCUCCACCGUGUUCGGCCAUGGUCGGAUCACCAUCUCCCCUGUGGACGACAAGGAUUCCUCAAGUCCAGGCGCUGCUUGGGACUCAAAGAUCUUCCCCACGGAGGCCGCUGAGGCCGAAGAAGAGCCCUGA